GAGGUCACUUGUAGCAAAGAGAGAGGCGCUGGACAAGCCCCUACUCCUACAUCCUGUUAACAGAUAUUGCUGUUCUGGAAAGCGAAUCUCUCACAGGGAUCUGUGACUGUGUACUUGGGUAGGAGGUGGGGGAUUCACAGAACCAUUUCACAGGUGGGGGCACCUGGCUGUCUCCGUUGGUGGAGAGUGCAGCUCUCGAUCUUGGGGUUGUGAGUUCGAGCCCCAUAUUGGGCACAGAGCUCACCUAAAAUUUUUUUAAAAAUAAAAAUGAUUUCAUAGGCACUUAAGAGCUAAGCAAGGAUCAGCAGACUUUUUCUGUAAAGGGACAGAGAGGAAUUGUUCGAGAUCCUGCAGGUCGUACUGUCUCUGUCUCAACCACUCGACUCUGUCACUGGAUCAAGAAGGCAGCCAUAGACAACUUCUAAGUUGAUGGAGGUGGCUGUAUUCCUAUAAAACGUCAUUUACAAACGCAGAAGGCAGCCCUGAUUUGGUCCGUAGCCUACAGUUUGCCAACUUGACCUCUGAGCUGUAAAGGAAAUGGCCUCUCCUGCAAACAGACUGCAACCAUGUCUGAGUCUGGCCAUAGUCAGCCUGGGCUCUAUGGGAUAGAGAGGCGGCGACGCUGGAAAGAGCCUGGCCCCGGUGGCCCCCAGAACCUCUCCGGGCCUGGUGGUCGGGAGAGGGACUACAUUGCCCCAUGGGAGAGAGAGAGACGGGAUGGCAGCGAAGAGACCAGCACGGCGGUCCUGCAGAAAACCCCCAUCAUCCUCUCGAAACCUCCAGCAGAGCGGUCUAAGCAGCCACCACCCCCAACAGCCCCGGCUGCCCCACCUGCCCCAGCCCCUCUCGAGAAGCCUAUCGUCCUCAUGAAACCACGGGAAGAGGGGAAAGGGCCUGCGGCUGCGACGACCACCUCCACCCCCGAGGGCGCUGCCCCAGCACCCCCUGCGGCCCCCGCACCGCCCAAGGGAGAGAAGGAGGGACAGAGACCCACGCAGCCUGUGUACCAGAUCCAGAACCGAGGCAUGGGCACUGCCGCACCCGCAGCCAUGGACCCUGUCGUGGGCCAGGCCAAACUACUGCCCCCAGAACGCAUGAAGCACAGCAUCAAGUUGGUAGAUGACCAGAUGAAUUGGUGUGACAGCGCCAUUGAGUACCUGUUGGAUCAGACCGAUGUGUUGGUGGUUGGUGUCCUGGGCCUUCAGGGGACAGGCAAGUCCAUGGUCAUGUCAUUGCUGUCAGCGAACACUCCUGAGGAGGACCAGAGGGCGUAUGUUUUCCGGGCCCAGAGUGCCGAGAUGAAGGAACGAGGGGGCAACCAGACCAGUGGCAUUGACUUCUUUAUUACCCAAGAGCGGAUUGUUUUCCUGGACACACAGCCCAUCCUGAGCCCCUCCAUCUUGGACCACCUUAUCAACAAUGACCGCAAGCUGCCUCCAGAGUACAACCUGCCCCACACCUACGUUGAGAUGCAGUCGCUCCAGAUCGCGGCUUUCCUCUUCACGGUCUGCCACGUGGUGAUCGUUGUCCAGGACUGGUUCACAGACCUCAGUUUAUACAGGUUCCUCCAGACAGCAGAGAUGGUGAAGCCCUCUACCCCAUCCCCCAGCCACGAGUCCAGCACUUCCUCAGGCUCUGACGAAGGCACUGAGUACUACCCCCACCUGGUCUUCCUGCAGAACAAAGCUCGCCGAGAGGACUUCUGUCCUCGAAAGCUGCGCCAGAUGCACCUGAUGAUUGACCAGCUCAUGGCUCACUCCCACUUGCGUUACAAGGGUACUCUGUCCAUGUUACAGUGCAACGUCUUCCCUGGGCUCCCACCUGACUUCCUGGACUCUGAGGUCAAUUUGUUCCUGGUGCCCUUCAUGGACAGCGAAGCAGAGAGUGAAAACCCACCUCGGGCAGGACCCGGUUCCAGCCCGCUCUUCUCCCUGCUCCCUGGGUACCGUGGCCACCCCAGUUUCCAGUCCCUGGUGAGCAAGCUCCGGAGCCAAGUGAUGUCCAUGGCCCGGCCACAGCUGUCACACACCAUCCUCACGGAGAAGAACUGGUUCCACUACGCUGCCCGGAUCUGGGACGGCGUAAAGAAGUCCUCUGCCCUGGCGGAGUACAGCCGCCUGCUGGCCUGAGGCCGAGGGGAGGAACGUCUUGCAGAGAACCCCCCUCUGGGUCCUCACGGAUGGUGAGGGAGCACACGCGUCCUGCCCCCCCUGGUGGGGUGGAAAGUGGCGGCAGGUCUAAUGGACGAGGGACCACGACAUCCUCGCCCAGAGACGUGAGGCGUCCAGGGCCAGGCCUCCCAUCCUCAACGGAGUGUUGUUCAGGGGCAACUCUGAGAUCCCACCCCCAACCUGGGCCAGGGCGGCCCAUCUCAGUCCCCUGCAGGGACAGGCAGUGGGAGUAGUCUGGUCACGGAGAAUCCCAGGUUCCAUCUUGACCUCCCUCGGCAGGGACAGGAGCAACAGGGUCCCUCCUCCCUGACUCUGAGCCCUUUCCUAUAAGGUGCGGCAGGGUCUGGGGAGCUCUUCGUUGGGGCAGGUCUGGUGGUUCGAAUAAAGAGUCAUGCAAGCCUG
Molecule: messenger RNA, 2573 nt
Organism: Panthera uncia (snow leopard)
Lineage: Eukaryota; Metazoa; Chordata; Mammalia; Carnivora; Felidae
Gene: SMG9
Product: SMG9 nonsense mediated mRNA decay factor
Exons: 14
Coding region: 567-2129 (520 amino acids)
Biological process (GO): nuclear-transcribed mRNA catabolic process, nonsense-mediated decay
Source: RefSeq, a predicted model, not a curated record